AUGAGUUGGAUAGCCGGCACGAAGACCGUGAAUUUUCAUCCACCGCCGUCAAACAGCAUUGCAAAAUCAGAAUGCUCCAGUUGCAACAAUGACGAUGAACUCGGCGUCACGCGGUGGACAAUGCCGUUGCUGAAGACUGGCGAAAAGCGGUACUACUUAGGAAUAUUCUUUAAGGCAAACUGGUUCAAAGCACAGCAGUACUGUCGAUUCCAUGGCAUGCACCUCGCCUCCAUUUCGUCACAAGAAGAGAAUGACAAGCUUGAGAAGUAUGUGAAGGAUUCGGGUUAUGGUCGAGAACACUUCUGGACUUCAGGCACUGACUUGGCCGAAGAGGGAAGCUUCUUCUGGAUGGCCAACGGAAGACCGCUCACCUUCGUCAACUGGAACGCGGGCGAGCCGAACAAUUUCCGGUAUGAAAACGGUGAAGAAGAGAACUGCUUAGAACUUUGGAACAGAGACGACAAAGGUCUUAAGUGGAACGACUCACCUUGUUCUUUCGAGACGUACUUCAUUUGCGAAGUGCGGACAGAUUGA
Parnassius apollo (apollo) is the source of this 534-nucleotide messenger RNA. The record is from the annotation of a GenBank genome assembly. Lineage: Eukaryota; Metazoa; Arthropoda; Insecta; Lepidoptera; Papilionidae.